AUAUAUAUAUAUAUAUAUAUAUAUAUAUAUAAUUAAUUAAUGAGUAACAAGUAUUGAUAGCAAUGAAUUCAAUCAUAGUAUGAGCUUUGUAUCAAAUCCCCAUAAAAGAAUGGAAGAUCAAAAUAGAGAGAAUCUAGUGUCAUCAAAAUCACAAAAAUACAUAUUAGACUAUCAAGAUAAAGAAUUAAAAAAUCUAAGAGUUUUUCUAACAUUGGCAUGUGUUGAUCAAUCAAACCCUUUAAAAACAUGCCUUUCUUGGUUUGUUUUUUUCUUAUUAUGUAUAAUAGUUCCAAUUGUUUCUCAUUAUAUACUGUUUUGUUCUACAUGUGAUGAUGCUGAUCAUCUUCAACCUUUUGAUGCCAUUGUUCAACUUUCCCUUUCUGCUAUAUCUAUUGUUUCCUUUUUUAGUCUUACUAAAUUUGCAAGAAGAAUUGGGCUUAGGAAAUUCCUUUUUCUUGAUAAGCUUUGUGACGAAAGUGAAAGAGUUAGACAGGGAUACACUAUUCAACUUCAGAGAGCAAUCAAAAUCCUGUGUAUGUUUGUGGUACCAUGUUUCCUAGCAGACACAGCCUAUAAAAUCUGGUGGUACGUCACAGGAGGAUACAAAAUCCCUCACUUUGGGAACAUAAUUUUAAGCCACAGUAUAGCGUGCUUCUUAGAGCAAUGUUCAUGGCUUUAUAGAACCUCCAUAUUUUUCCUAGCUUGUGUUCUCUAUCGCGUUAGCUGCUAUCUACAGCUUCUAAGGCUCAAUGAUUUUGCCCAAGUGUUUCAACUCGAAACUGAUGUAACAAUGGUUUUAAUGGAGCAUCUUCGUGUUAGAAGAACUCUUCGAAUCAUUAGCCAUCGAUUUCGAACCUUUCUUUUGUUCACAUUAUUGCUUGUUACCGCUAGCCAAUUUGCUUCUUUGCUUGUUACUACAAGGUCUAAUAGUGCUGUUGAUAUCUACACUACUGGAGAACUUGCGCUUUGCUCGGUGACCUUAGUGACUGGCGUGUGCAUAUGCCUAAGAAGUGCAGCAAAAAUCACACAUAAAGCUCAAGCCAUUACCUCAUUGGCGGCAAAAUGGCAUGUUUGUGCCACAAUAGACUCAUUUGAUGCGGUUGUUGAUGGUGAAGUUCCCUUGAUGAGUCGAUCAUCCUCACAUCUUGUUUUCCCUUAUACUACACACUCUCACUCUGAUGAAGAGGAAGGUGAUGGUGAAGAUGAUCUUGAUAACACUAAGAUGGUUCCUGUUAUUGCUAACACCAUUUCUUACCAAAGAAGGCAAGCCUUAGUGACGUAUCUAGAAAACAAUAGAGCUGGGAUCACAGUUUAUGGAUUCAUGUUGGAUAGAUCAUAUCUCCAUACUAUUUUUGGAGUCGAGUUAUCCUUGGUGCUUUGGUUGCUUAGCAAGACAAUAGGUAUUUCUUAAUUAUUGUAGAGGCAUAAGGAAUAUUUAUGUAAAUAAGAUCCAAAAAAACAGAUUUUCUAUUUAAUUUAGUAUAUAAUUUCCUUUUCCAUGUAAGUUGUAAAUUUUGAUUUCCUAUAACAGUAUACGAUGGAAAAUGAAGACAUUUUUAGCAUUUUAAAUGUUUUAAUUUUGAUGCUCUCAACAUAUAAGAAGCUCCACUGUGCUCAAACAAGCAUACCACUCUUCAAAGUUUUUGUCAACAUUUAAAUUUAUUUUUUAUCAUUUUAAAUAUUAUCACAAUAAGUUAAAUCAAAUUACUAUUUAUAUUAUAUAACUCGUCUUUUAUGAGACCUCUCACCAUGAGACGUGUCCUUAUAAUUAGCUUAUUUCUGAACCUUAACGGUCCGUUUGGU
This is a messenger RNA of Amaranthus tricolor (Joseph's coat), 1803 nucleotides long. RefSeq lists its product as uncharacterized. The record is from RefSeq and is a predicted model, not a curated record. The transcript is spliced from 4 exons. Lineage: Eukaryota; Viridiplantae; Streptophyta; Magnoliopsida; Caryophyllales; Amaranthaceae. The coding region runs from base 80 to 1411 and encodes 443 amino acids.